Molecule: messenger RNA, 3497 nt
Organism: Catharus ustulatus (Swainson's thrush)
Lineage: Eukaryota; Metazoa; Chordata; Aves; Passeriformes; Turdidae
Product: potassium voltage-gated channel subfamily A member 5-like
Exons: 2
Coding region: 1-1905 (634 amino acids)
Biological process (GO): potassium ion transmembrane transport; protein homooligomerization
Cellular component (GO): voltage-gated potassium channel complex; membrane
Molecular function (GO): protein binding; delayed rectifier potassium channel activity
Source: RefSeq, a predicted model, not a curated record
AUGGAGAUCGCGCUGGUGACUCUGGAGAACGGCGGCACCACGGCCAUCGCGGGCGCCGACGAUGCCGCGGCCGCCGGCGGCCGGGCGCGCUGGCGGGGCAACUUGCUGCACCUCGCCGGCUCGCCGCAGCUGAGCGACGGCAAGGAGAGCUCCCCGCCGGCCCCGCCGCCCGCGGGGGACGAGCAGCGGGAGCGGCCCCCGCCGGGUCCCCGCGCGGCAGGAGCAGCAGGAGCAGCGGGAGCAGCAGCAGCAGCAGCGGGCGGCCCCGAGGAGCGGCCGGCGCAGCCCCGCGCAGCCCCCGUUCCGCCGCCGCGGCCGCCGCCCCGCGCCCCGCGGCCCGCGGCAGAGAUGGGCCCGCCCGAGGAGGGGGGACACCGCCGGGGCAUGGCCAUGGCGGCCGCGGGCGACGACGAGGAGGAGGCGGCGGCGGCCAACCCGGGCGCCAUGCACCACCAGCGGGUGCUGAUCAACAUCUCGGGGCUGCGCUUCGAGACGCAGCUGGGCACCCUCAACCAGUUCCCCGACACGCUGCUGGGGGACCCCGACAAGCGCAUCCGCUACUUCGACCCGCUCCGCAACGAGUACUUCUUCGACCGCAACCGGCCCAGCUUCGACGGCAUCCUCUACUUCUACCAGUCCGGGGGCAAGCUCCGCCGGCCCGUCAAUGUCUCCAUCGACGUGUUCGCCGACGAGAUCCGCUUCUACCAGCUGGGUGAGGAGGCCAUGGAGCGCUUUCGGGAGGACGAGGGCUUCAUCAAAGAGGAGGAGAAGCCCCUGCCCCGCAAUGAGUUCCAGCGGCAGGUCUGGCUCAUCUUUGAGUACCCCGAGAGCUCCAGCUCAGCCCGGGCCAUUGCCAUCGUCUCCGUGCUGGUCAUCCUCAUCUCCAUCAUCACCUUCUGCCUGGAGACCCUGCCCGAGUUCAGGGACGAGAGGGAGAUGCCCGUACCCCUGCCCCCACAAGGCGGAGGUUUGAAUGGCACGCCCGGGGACUCCCCACCCAUGCAGCCUCCCAGCAGCCUGGCUGACCCCUUCUUCAUCAUCGAGACCACCUGUGUGAUCUGGUUCACCUUCGAGCUCCUCGUGCGCUUCUUCGCCUGCCCCAGCAAGCCCGAGUUCUCCCGCAACAUCAUGAACAUCAUCGACAUCGUAGCCAUCAUCCCCUACUUCAUCACCCUGGGCACCGAGCUGGCCCAUGAGCAGCAGCAGCCCGGGGCUGGCAGUAGCAAUGGGGGUGGGGGCCAGCAGCAAGCCAUGUCCCUGGCCAUCCUGAGAGUCAUCCGCCUGGUCAGAGUCUUCAGGAUCUUCAAGCUCUCCAGGCACUCCAAGGGGCUGCAGAUCUUGGGACAGACUUUGAAAGCCAGCAUGAGGGAGCUGGGCCUCCUCAUCUUCUUCCUCUUCAUCGGGGUGAUCCUCUUCUCCAGCGCUGUCUACUUUGCUGAGGCCGAUGACCCCGAGUCUCAUUUCUCCAGCAUCCCUGAUGCUUUCUGGUGGGCCGUGGUAACCAUGACUACUGUGGGCUAUGGGGACAUGAGACCUGUCACUGUGGGGGGCAAAAUCGUAGGCUCCUUGUGUGCCAUCGCUGGUGUGCUCACCAUUGCCCUGCCUGUCCCUGUCAUCGUGUCCAACUUCAACUACUUCUACCACCGAGAGACUGACCACGAAGAGCAGGGUAUCCUCAAAGAUGAACACAGUAGUGCUCAGGGCAGCACAGCGGGGGGAGAAGUGAAGAGAAGACCCAGUAAAAACUCUCUGGACAAAUCUGUUGUGCACUUGGAAAACAGUGAGGAGUUCAACAGUGGCACCAGCUCCUUAGAGAAAGCCACUAUCAAAGCGAAAAGUAACGUAGAUCUCAGAAAAUCCCUCUAUGCUCUCUGUCUGGACACCAAUAGGGAAACAGACCUGUGAGGAGAGGAGACAGUUAGAGUUCAGAAGGAUUUUCUGGUGUCAGAAACUUGCUACUAUAAUUAUUCUUUUAGUACCAAUUAGUUUUUUAAGUCAGGCUGUAUUUUAUAAAUUGAUCACUGUCCUGAGCAGUCCUCCAGGAAUACAUGUUUUUAUGUUCUUUUUCCAUGGCACAAAGGGUCACCUAUUUUUAAAAUAGACUAAGAAUAAGCUACGCUCCAUGAUGCAGGAGCUGGUAAAUUAUGACAGUGAAAAAUCUAAUUUGUAGAAACUUAUUUUAGCAAAUGGUCAUUGGUUUUGAAUGGGUAAUUUGUAACCAAUUCAGUUGCUCCAAGUUUAGUAUAAAGAACUGGGGGGAUGUGUGUGUGGAGAAUGAAUGGAUUGGGGAUGGGAGGGGGGAGGUUGAGGGGUUUUGUACUGUAGUUUCAAAUUGAAAUUAUUCAAAUAUAUUUUGUAUCUGUAUGACUGUAUUUAUGGUUGAAAGGAGAUUUCUUAUUCCUGUGAAAUAUAUCAUUAAAGCACUAGGAAUAUUAGCAGAUCAGCACUUUCUGAGUUUUCCACUAGUGAUCAGUACAGAUCUGGUUAUCUUGUAUGUGAAGUGAAUUUGGUGCUUUGAACCCUAGAGCAGAAAACUUCUGUUGUCAUUGAUAUGUUAGUUUCUUGUGAGCCUUAAAUUAUUAAAUAUUGUAGAUAUACUUCUUUAUAAAUAAUUUUAUUAGUUACCUUCCUGUUUCAGAAUUUCUACGUAAUUCAGUCAUGUGCUUACUGACCCCACUCAAAAAAAGUAUGUGCAGCUUUUUUUUUUUUUUGUGAUUUUACAGUUUUAUACCUUUGUUAUAUUUUUGAGACUGAAAGGAAAAAAAAAAGCCCUGUCUGCUGUUACUGGUUUCAAUCCAGUGCACAACAGAUCAAAAGUGAUCUGAACAGAUUUUCAAGUGCACAACAGAUCAAAACCGUGAGGGAGUGGAUAGGCAGAAUGAGAGAGUAGAAUACUGAGUGCAAUAUCUGCGAAACUGAUUUCACUGUACGAUUCCUUGAGCGUGUGUAUCAUCACCUUUAUGUAUGCACACACCACUGGUGUACACAGUUCUCUGGGCUCUGUUACCUUACACCAGGAGUGGAUGGCACUUCAGGAGCCGAACGUGGCGUGCUGCUCGAAUAACCACGGCUUUUCUCUUGGACACGGAUGGAAAGCACCAUCUUCUCAUCAAAACACACCCCUGAUUUCUUUUAUUUCCAAACAAAACCUUCUCAGCGCUGUGGAUUUUACAGUUGAGGUGUUGUUGAGAGACGAGUGACACAUUACCUUCAUGGAGAUCGCAGCUGGCUCCGAAGACCGACACAAAGUUGCUCCUUUAGCUCAAAGAGCUUUCUUACCAUUUCUGUUGCAAAGGACAUCUCUGUUUCCCCCUCCAACUUCUGUUGUACUGCUGAAGGAUGUUCCAUGCCUUUCCCUCAUCCUGUGGCACAGCAGGAGUAGCAGAGAAGGCUUGAUUGUCAGCAUUGCUCAAGAGCGACCUGGAGCUCAAGCAGGAGCAGUGUUCUCCACACAGCUCUCCACGUCUUCCCUAACACCAGUGAGCCACGAGACCGAG